GUUAGUUCUCAAGUUUGUUUGCAGAGUUUAACCCCAUUAGAAGGUGAACUAGAGACCAGCAACAACCAAAGAGCAGAACUUCCACAGUGCUGCACAAGCUCUUCAGUUUCAGAACUUUUAGUUGCAUCAAAUCAGGAGCUUUCACUCAAAAACAGCAACGUGUUUCCUCACACACACACACAUAGAAAAGACAGAAAGAGACAGAGAGAAGGGGACCGGACAGACUAACCCUCAGCUUGUAGCUGGAAAGGUUGUGUCUUUCCCGGAGAUGAAGAUUCAAUUCGCUCCACUAAACAUCCCGCUGCGGAGGAGACUCCAGACAGCUGCUGUGCUGCAGUGGGUUUUCUCUUUCCUGGCGUUAGCCCAGUGCUGUCUAGCAGGCUAUGUGUUGCUAUGCGUCUCUGACUGGUGGGUUCUGGCUGCGCUGUAUGCUGGUUGGCUGUAUCUGGACAGGGACACACCCACAAGCGGGGGUCGGAGGUCAGAGUGGCUUCGGAACUGGAGCCUCUGGAAACACUUCAGAGACUACUUCCCUCUCAAUCUCAUAAAGACAGUGGAUCUGGACCCUGGUUCUAACUACAUCUUUGGGUUCCACCCCCAUGGUGUUCUGGUGGCAGGGGGUUUUGGGAACUUCUGUACAGAGGCGUCAGGGUUCUCCUCGCUGUUCCCCGGGCUGACCCCCUACCUCCUGAUGCUGCCAUUCUGGUUCAGAGUACCCUUCUUCAGAGACUACAUCAUGUGUGGAGGUCUGGUAUCCAGUGAGAAAGCCAGUCUGUCCUACCUGCUCUCAGCUUCUAGAGGAGGUAAUGUGGCGGUGGUGGCUGUAGGGGGCGCUCCAGAGGCUCUAGACGCCCGGCCAGGAGCUCUCACCCUUCAGAUUCUACACCGCAAGGGAUUCAUCAAAUUGGCACUAAAACACGGGGCCCAGCUAGUACCUGUGUUCUCCUUUGGGGAGAAUGAGCUCUUCGACCAGAUGACCAACCCUACCGGCUCGCCGCUUCGCUGGCUACAGGACCACCUGCAAAGGCUCAUGGGAGUGGCACUGCCGCUGUUCACCGGGAGAGGAGUGUUCCAGUACAGCUUUGGUCUACUGCCCUACAGACAGCCCAUACACACUGUUGUGGGUAGGCCUAUUCCAGUGGUCCAGACCCCCUCUCCCACUAAGGAUGAUAUAGACGGUCUCCAUUCUCUCUACCUGGAGGGCCUCACUACGGUGUUUGAAGACAACAAGGACAGCUACGGCAUUGCACCAGACAAACACCUCCACUUCAUCUAGACACCCAUCUGUGUUAAGAGUUGUUCACACGUUAUAAUCAGAAGAAAAAUAAGAUUUACAGAUGAACCCAAAGAAGCUGCAACACCUUGUAGAGUUCUAGCUGGAGGGUAGGGUUCUGUAGGGUUCUAUAAACAUCACAAUACCUUGUAGAGUUCUAGCUGGAGGUUAGGGUUCUGUAGGGUUCUAUAAAACAUCACAAUACCUUGUAGAGUUCUAGCUGGAGGUUAGGGUUCUGUAGGGUUCUAUAAAACAUCACAACACCUUGUAGAAUUCUAGCUGGAGGGUAGGGUUCUGUAGGGUUCUAUAAAACAUCACAACACCUUGUAGAGUUCUAGCUGGAGGUUAGGGUUCUGUAGGGUUCUAUAAAACAUCAGAACACCUUGUAGAGUUCUAGCUGGAGGGUAGGGUUCUGUAGGGUUCUAUAAAACAUCACAACACCUUGUAGAGUUCUAGCUGGAGGUUAGGGUUCUGUAGGGUUCUAUAAAACAUCACAACACCUUGUAGAGUUCUAGCUGGAGGGUAGGGUUCUAUAAAACAUCACAACACCUUGUAGAGUUCUAGCUGGAGGUUAGGGUUCUGUAGGGUUCUAUAAAACAUCACAACACCUUGUAGAGUUCUAGCUGGAGGUUAGGGUUCUAUAAAACAUCACAAUACCUUGUAGAGUUCUAGCCGGAGGUUAGGGUUCUGUAGGGUUCUAUAAAACAUCACAACACCUUGUAGAGUUCUAGCUGGAGGUUAGGGUUCUGUAGGGUUCUAUAAAACGUCACAAUACGUUGCAGAGCGUUGGAUUUGCCUGCUGUGGGGCAAGGAGACCCCCAGCUCUGCUAAAACCACUGACAACUGCGUGCCAUUUUCAAGGAAUUGUUAAAUACAUGUUGUAAUAUCAGCAUCUCUUGAAGAGCUUAGUCAGAACAACAAAUGUCAGAUUAUUCCAUGCAUGUAGCUCUAUCAUCAGUUAUACAGCAAGAAACUGCUUUCAUGAUCAGUAAACAUCAAUGAUCAUGUAGUUUCAGAGACGGGUAGCCUAUCUAUAUCUAUAUCGGCAACCGUUAAUUGGAUAUUUGAGUGAUAUGAAAUACACUGAACAAAAAUAUAAUCGCAACAUGUAAAGUGUUUGUCCAAUGUUUCAUGAGCUAAAAUAAAAGAUCCCAGAAAAUGUUCCAUACAAACAAAAAUAUUAUUUCUCUCAAAUUGUUGUGGACAAAUUUGUUUACCUUCCUGUUAGUGGGUGUUUUUCAUUUGCCAAGAUAAUCCAUCCACCUGUCAGGUGUGGCAUAUCAAGAAACUGAUUAAAUGGCAUCAUAUGGCAGUAGUUUUA
Molecule: messenger RNA, 2594 nt
Organism: Salvelinus fontinalis (brook trout)
Lineage: Eukaryota; Metazoa; Chordata; Actinopteri; Salmoniformes; Salmonidae
Product: 2-acylglycerol O-acyltransferase 1-like
Exons: 6
Coding region: 269-1276 (335 amino acids)
Biological process (GO): triglyceride biosynthetic process
Cellular component (GO): endoplasmic reticulum membrane
Molecular function (GO): diacylglycerol O-acyltransferase activity
Source: RefSeq, a predicted model, not a curated record